Aplysia californica (California sea hare) is the source of this 541-nucleotide messenger RNA. RefSeq names its product 40S ribosomal protein S18. Bases 47 to 505 code for a protein of 152 amino acids. NCBI's taxonomy places the organism in Eukaryota, Metazoa, Mollusca, Gastropoda, Aplysiida, Aplysiidae. Gene Ontology annotation, molecular function: RNA binding; structural constituent of ribosome. The transcript has 8 exons. Gene Ontology annotation, biological process: translation. The record is from RefSeq and is a predicted model, not a curated record. Gene Ontology annotation, cellular component: ribosome; cytosol; small ribosomal subunit.
UGGUAUCAACGCAGAGUACGGGGCCUUUUCCAAAGUAGGCAUCAAAAUGUCUCUCGUUUUGCCUGAGAAGUUUCAACACAUUCUUCGUGUGAUGAACACGAAUAUUGAUGGUAGAAGGAAGAUUCCCUUCGCCAUCACAUCCAUCAGGGGUGUUGGUCGCAGAUUUGCCUUCGUUGUCUGCAAAAAGGCCAAUGUGGAUACCACAAAAAGGGCUGGUGAACUGAGUGAAGAGGAGGUGGAGAGGAUCAUCACUGUGAUGACCAACCCCCGCCAGUACAAGAUCCCUGACUGGUUCCUCAACAGACAGAAGGACAUCAAGGAUGGCCGCUUCAGCCAGGUCCUGAGUAACAGUCUGGACAACAAGCUCCGUGAGGAUUUGGAGCGUUUGAAGAAAAUCCGUGCCCAUAGGGGUCUGCGUCAUUACUGGGGUCUGCGUGUGAGAGGUCAACACACCAAGACCACUGGACGUAGAGGAAGAACCGUUGGUGUGGCCAAGAAGAAGUAAAUGGACACAUGAGGAAAUAAAUAUUGAAAACUACCA